Lodderomyces orthopsilosis Co 90-125 is the source of this 1299-nucleotide messenger RNA. It is a transcript of the gene CTA9, whose product is annotated as Cta9p. The record is from RefSeq and is a predicted model, not a curated record. The transcript has a single exon. Lineage: Eukaryota; Fungi; Ascomycota; Pichiomycetes; Serinales; Debaryomycetaceae. Bases 1 to 1299 code for a protein of 432 amino acids.
AUGAAUUUGAACAAAGUAAUCAAUCGUCGGCCGUCAGAAAUCAACAUUCACCGAACAGAUCAGGAUACUUUGGUUGGUAAUGAUCAAAUAAAACCAAACUUUAUAUAUUCAUCUGAUAUACCGAGAAAAGUUGCAAGUUUAAUUCAUUCCAUAUCAAAAUCUCGACAGAAAAGAAUCUCAGAGGAAUGCGGUAAUGGAUGUAGUGAAAUAACUGUCAAUAUUGAACUAAAUGCGUUAGUUAGCCGACGUUCAGCUAACUUGAUUGCGUUGUUGCAAAGAAACUUGAUUUCGGUGGUUCAAAAAAGUGGUGACUCAAAUGUCACACAGAGACAAAGUUAUCUUUACAAUAUAAUAACUAGUCAGAAACAAAAUAACCUCCAGCCCGACGUUCUUCGAACAAAAGAUGUGUUUGUUGUCACUUUUAAGCUAAUUGUGUCCGAGUUUGAUUAUUUUGGAAACUUUAUACUUGAAGAAGAUGAGAACUUCCUCCUACUACAGUCUUGUGAUCCAAGAGGUGAAUUGGUAAAUGAAAUCAAACGAUACAUCAAAGAAACAUUCACGAUUCUACGAAAUCAAUGCCAAAACAAAGCAAAAAAUGAUGGUUCGCACUCUGAUGUCAGUGAUUCUACCCUAGAUUGCAGCGAGGAUGAUGCGAUGUACUUGGCAGAUGAAAUUGGAGGGGCUCAUAUUGAACCUUUGGUCUCGAAUGAAACACUAACCGAUGAAUUCCGAAGAAGAUUUAGCGAUAUAAGUGAUGAAGAGAAGGGCUUAAAAUUUAGACACACUUUUCUUGAAAAUAUCAAUAAUCUAAGACACAAUGAUGAAGAUAAGGAGUUGAAUGUAGAUGGGGAACAAGUUUUAUUUCACAAUGAGACACUAAAACAACCUAUAAAAUUUUCACCUUUAACUCCAGAAGAUCAUAUACACCUUGACGACUUGAUUGAGGUUUCAUACGAGGAAACCGAUAAGGAAUAUACGGAUGACUUUCAAGUGCAUAGGUUUUCGUCAUCGUCUCCCAAAAAGGAGUUUGAAGAUGAUGAUGAAAUAAUGAAGUUUUCCCGUAAAUCUUCCUUCCAAUCACCAACUAAAAGGAGGGCAGUAUCACGCAUGUCGUCAAGUCAUUCUGUGUCAAUGAUCAAUACCGAUGACAAAUAUGGGUUGCCAUUUGCUUAUAAUUCGGAUUCAGCUGCUGUUCCGUCAUAUAUCAAGCAAAAUAAAAAGUUCAAAUUUAUCAAAGUUGGCAAAGUGCAAAAAUUCGUCCAUUUGUUUGAAGAGCAGAAUCAAUCUGAAAAGAAAUGA